CUCUCUCACAAUGGAGGCUUCAGGCUCUCUGAUGGCCGCUUUCUCCGCUCCGUUCCUCGUAGCUCCGAAUCCAAGAACCAGCCCCAAGCGGCAGUUUCGUGUCAGGGCGUGCGGGCUUGGUGGUGAUGGGAAGAUGAUGUUUAACAAAGGCAAGAGUGGGUGGACGAUUGAUUUCUCCGGAGAGAAGCCUCCCACCCCGCUUCUGGACACCAUUAAUUACCCAAUUCACAUGAAGAAUCUCUCCGUGCAGGACUUGGAGCAGCUCGCAGCAGAGCUAAGAGCAGAGAUUGUGUUCACCGUGUCGAAGACUGGUGGGCAUUUAAGUGCAAGCCUGGGAGUCGUGGAAUUGUCCGUGGCUCUCCAUCAUGUGUUCGAUACUCCCGAGGAUAAGAUCAUAUGGGAUGUUGGUCAUCAGGCCUACACACAUAAGAUCUUGACCGGGAGAAGGUCAAGGAUGCAUACCGUCAGGCAAACCUCUGGGAUCGCAGGUUUCCCCAGGAGAGAUGAAAGCAUCUACGAUGCUUUUGGUGCUGGUCACAGCUCCACAAGCAUCUCUGCCGGACUCGGCAUGGCCGUCGCCCGAGAUAUGCUAGGGAAGAAGAACCAUGUAAUCUCUGUCAUAGGGGAUGGAGCUAUGACCGCUGGCCAGGCCUACGAAGCCAUGAACAACUCAGGAUACUUGAAUUCGAACCUUAUUGUGGUGUUGAAUGACAACAGGCAAGUUUCAUUACCAACUGCAACCCUUGAUGGACCUGCCACUCCCGUUGGUGCACUGAGUAAAGCCCUCACCAGACUUCAAGCAAGUACCAAGUUCCGUAAGCUCCGGGAAGCAGCCAAGAGCAUCACAAAGCAAAUUGGUGGUCCAACACAUGAGGUUGCUGCGAAGGUGGAUGAGUUCGCCAGAGGACUGAUAAGUGCCAAUGGAUCAUCAUUGUUUGAGGAGCUGGGAUUAUACUACAUCGGUCCAGUAGACGGGCACAACUUGGAAGAUUUGGUGACCAUCUUCCAGGACGUGAAGUCCAUGCCUGCUCCAGGACCUGUCCUCAUCCACAUUGUGACAGAGAAAGGGAAAGGGUAUCCCCCCGCCGAGGCUGCUCCAGACAAAAUGCACGGAGUCGUGAAGUUUGACCCGAGCACCGGGAAGCAGCUGAAGCCAAAGUCACCCACUCGCUCGUACACCCAGUACUUUGCGGAGGCUCUCAUCAAAGAGGCGGAGGCGGACAACAAGGUCGUCGCUAUCCACGCAGCCAUGGGUGGUGGGACGGGACUGAACUACUUCCAGAAGAGGUUCCCUGACCGAUGCUUCGACGUGGGAAUUGCAGAGCAGCACGCCGUCACGUUCGCAGCUGGUCUGGCCACCGAGGGCCUCAAGCCUUUCUGUGCCAUCUACUCAUCCUUCCUUCAACGAGGAUAUGAUCAGGUGGUGCAUGAUGUCGACCUCCAGAAGAUACCUGUCCGGUUCGCGCUGGAUCGAGCGGGCCUCGUCGGCGCCGAUGGACCGACGCACUGCGGAGCAUUUGAUAUCACGUACAUGGCUUGUUUGCCCAACAUGAUCGUGAUGGCCCCGGCGGACGAAGCCGAGCUGAUGCACAUGGUUGCAACUGCGGCAGCCAUCGACGACCGGCCCAGCUGCUUCAGAUUUCCCAGAGGCAACGGAGUAGGUGUGGCCCUCCCUCCCGACAACAAGGGCUCGCCUCUCGAGAUCGGGAAGGGCAGAGUUCUGAUGGAAGGGGACAGGGCCGCCAUCCUGGGAUACGGUUCCACAGUUAACACAUGCCUGAAGGCUGCAGACACGCUGAGAGCCCACGCAGUCUUCGCCACCGUGGCCGACGCUCGGUUCUGCAAACCUCUGGACGUCAAGCUCAUAAGGAGCUUAGUGAAGGAGCACGAUAUCUUAAUCACGGUGGAGGAAGGCUCCAUCGGAGGAUUCGGAUCCCAUGUUGCUCAUUUCCUGAGCUUGAGUGGCCUCCUCGAUGGACAACUGAAGCAGUUGAGAUCGAUGGUUCUGCCGGAUCGAUACAUCGACCAUGGAUCACCUCAGGAUCAGAUUGAAGCAGCAGGGCUGUCUUCAAGACAUGUUGCUGCGACCGUGCUGUCUCUUCUGGGGAGGCGCAAGGAAGCGUUGCUGCUGAAGUGAGCUUGCAUGUACCGAGUGUAGGAUUCGAGUAACUGCGGUGGUAAGACACCAAAGCUGUGGUCCAUGCAUACACACCAAUUCGAUCUCAGGAUUGGAAAUCGAGGAGUUCCAUGGAUGCCUAAGAGCUUUGAUAGCUACUGUUUGUCCUGUGAAACAAGCGGUGGCAGAACAGGAUGACGAGUGUUUCCCGAGUGGGAUCCUUUGAGAGACUCGCAUAUAUGCCAAUUUGUCUGCUUGUAUUGCUGUGCUAAUAUAUAUAUAUAU
Messenger RNA from Musa acuminata subsp. malaccensis (wild Malaysian banana), 2401 nucleotides. Lineage: Eukaryota; Viridiplantae; Streptophyta; Magnoliopsida; Zingiberales; Musaceae. The record is from RefSeq and is a predicted model, not a curated record.